CUUGAGUAUGGAUAACAAAAAGCUACGUUAGCUUUUCUGCAGGACUCGCACGAUUCGGACUCAAAUAGAAAACCUCGCUUCGUUGUCAUAGCUGUUUUCAAUUCAGCCGAGCGACACGUGUUGUUGUUGUUGUUGUUGUUUUAACCGUGAGGUUGUAGUAAUGAGUUACUGUACUGUUCUGCUCGCUUCAGCAGUAUCCCCAGCACACAGAGGCCAUGGCGGUUGUGAUACCCCGUUCACGGAAUGAAUAAACUCUGUUUCACUGAGUUCAGAUUUGAAAAACUCCUACUAUGUUUUUAGCCAGUAAGAGACCGUAAGUGUACAGCCCGAGCAGUGCCAGUUCUGUUUGACAGCAACUUAAUGUUUAAAACUUAUAAUAAAGAUUACUCGCAAGAUCCUUAUAAACAUCCAUUAGACUUAGUUAUUCGUCUGAGAAGGUAAUGGAAUUCCCGGGACACAGUCAGCAGCUCCUGGCUAGCCUGCGCUCCCAGCGCUUGCAGGGCUUUCUGUGUGACUGCACAGUGAAGGUUGGCCCUACUCGAUUUAUGGCUCACCGUGCCGUGCUGGCAUCCUGCUCGCCGUUCUUCCACAUGUUCUACUCUGAGCAUCCAGUGGGGAACACCUCUACAGUGAACGGGGGACCAGAGAGUGACACGGUCACCAUUAACGGGGAUAUAGUGACCCCUCCGGCCUUCGGGCUGCUCCUGGACUUCAUGUACGAGGGGGUGCUGCGAUUGGCAGCUCACCCCCCUCCGGAAGACGUGCUCGCUGCAGCCAGCUUCCUGCACAUGAACGACGUGGUUCGAGUGUGUAAGAAAAGGCUGCAAGGACGAGGGCUGGCCGAGGCCGACAGCACCAGGGCGGAGGAGGGGGCCAGCGAGACUGGGGGAGAUGGAGCAGUGUUUGGGGCGCCAUCGAGAGAAGGGAGGCCAAACGGAGCGGAGGGGAGAAACGCUGGAAGGGGACUGGCAGCAGCAGCCAGACAGGGAGCUGCCAGUGUUUUACCGUCAAAUCCGUCCUCGUCGCCCUCGGUAACGCAGUGUCCUCAGCCGAGCCAGCAGAUGUCUGUUCAUAUUAAUACUAAAACAGAGACAGGUGUGGAAGUGCCUAGAAUUGACGCGCACAGUGCUAAUCUGGGAAGUCCAGAUAUGGCAGACACUACUCAACCAGGGAUGGACUCCCUUCCAGCAAUCAGUGACUCUGGGCAAGGCCCGUACAGUUCCUCCCCCGGGCUUAUUAGAGCUGGGACGUCAGCAACACCUGCUAGUCUUGAGUCUGCACUUUCAAGCCCCUGCAGCACCACAGAAUCAGUUCAGACAGGCACAGAAACCCAAUCCAGUGCGUCCACAGCUGUGGUUCAGGCCCCUGUGGACAACAGCCGAGCCGGUGACCAUGCUCAGGAUGUGCCCAUGCCAAAGGAAACCAGCACUGUGUUUGCGCCUGCCACCACUCAUCAUGGUCAAACAAUAAGAGCCAAGUCAUAUCAGCGCCAAGUUCCAUGUCUUGCUGAUUCUGUGCCAUCACGGCAUGCUCAGGGCCAUGCUGAAGGGAGGCCAGCAGCAAGAGGCCUGGGUGAGCAGCCGGAACCGCGGUCUCCCACGGCCUUGUCCUUACCGGGGGGAGGGGCUGAAGAAGAGGAUGCUGAGGAGGACGGGGUGAAAGUGAAAGUGGAGGCCAUCGUGAUAUCUGAUGAAGAACCAGAAGAUAUGGAUAUGGAAGAGACACUAGUCAGGAUCCGAGAGCAAAGGAGGGAGGCUGAUUUGGACGACAGGGAGGAUUAUGGCAGUAACCACGAUGUUGAGAUAACCAAUGCCCACUUCAUGCCUCCCCAUGCAUUAAUGCAACUCUCCCAUGAUCAGCAAGAGCCACUCUCUUUCCCUCUUUCGCCACAGGGCCCUAGUGCUUCCUCGUCGGACACAGCCAGCUUUGCAGCCUCCCUUUUCCCAACCCCUUCCCAGCAGUCAGAGCAUCAGGCCAUUUACUUCGAAGAAUUUCAGGAUUCCCUCGGGAAUUAUGUGGAAGAUGUGCCUACAUGUAACACUUGUGGAAAGACAUUUUCCUGUGCUUAUACCCUGAGGAGACAUGCCAUAGUGCAUACCAGGGAGCGCCCCUAUGAGUGCCGUUACUGUUACCGCAGUUACACCCAGUCGGGCGACUUGUACAGACACAUAAGAAAGGCACAUGAUCACGACCUGCCAGUCAAACGCAACAGAGCAGAGUCUGACCCUCCCCCGUCACCACCUGUUCCUCAGCCUCCUCAGACAUAGCUAGUUGUUAUCCAUCCAUAAUCUUUCACAUUAAUGUAUCCCCAGCCCCAAAAGAUGCAAUGUAUUGCAAAAGUUAAAAGAGAAAAAAAAAAGGUCUGUGUUCCCAGGUUGUGUGGACCAACUUUGUAAAGAAUUUUUACUGUUAAUACAACCUUUAGUGCCAUGAAGCAAUCACUCUGCAUGUAAUUUCCCAUGUGUAAUGUAAUACACAGGCAAAGCAGAAAUCCAUUCACCCAAUGCCUUUUUGUAUGCAGUUUUAAAUGUGAUAAUGGAUGGACUGAAAGACCGUAGCUGUAAAAUAAUAGUUAAUUGCCUACAGUACAUCUGGUUUAAUGUUCCUGCUCAGAAAGGAUGACCUGCAUAGAUGAAGUACUUCAUAGUCCCAAUUAGGAAUUGUGUUUAUUAACAAAGAGCAUGGUACCUAGGCACAGUGUAGUAGGUUUCUCUUGUAGCAUUGUUAUUUGAAGGCAUCUACCAUUGCUGUACCAAAAACUGGCCUUGCAGCAGAGAUGCAGCUAUAACCUGAAUGUGCUCUAACGAAGCUACAGGUAAGAGUUCAGCAUAUGCCUUUCUCUUAAAAAUGAUCAGAGCUUCAUAUCCAUUAAAUAAGAACCAUUAACCAA
Electrophorus electricus (electric eel) is the source of this 2890-nucleotide messenger RNA. RefSeq names its product zinc finger and BTB domain containing 3 (gene zbtb3). Gene Ontology annotation, biological process: regulation of transcription by RNA polymerase II. Gene Ontology annotation, molecular function: protein binding; DNA-binding transcription factor activity, RNA polymerase II-specific. Gene Ontology annotation, cellular component: nucleus. The record is from RefSeq and is a predicted model, not a curated record. NCBI's taxonomy places the organism in Eukaryota, Metazoa, Chordata, Actinopteri, Gymnotiformes, Gymnotidae.